CCUACCACGGAUAGUCCCUCGUACGCGCGUGGCCCUCGGCGACCCGCAGGCAUAUUUGAGCUGGCUGGUUUUUAGAAGCCCGCUUGGCGCAGCAGGGUCCUCUGCGGCCCCAGGGUCAUUUUCCACAAUGUCGCUUCUCACUUUAACGGACCUGAGACUUGUUUCUUAAGGAUAAGCGAAGCGAUCUGGGGAAGCCAGGGGGCGGGCGACGCUGGGCCGGCGCCGGCUGGAGCGCCCGCAGGGGCGGGCCAGGGUUCGGGGCGCUGCCCGCGGUGACGCGCGGCCCCCGCCCGCCGCAGCGACACUGCGAUGGUUGAGCCGGGCCGUCGGACGCCGCCGCCCGAAGCCUGAUCGUGGGGAACCUUGGUGAGUGAGAAAAUGUAGCGGAGUGGCACCUGCCAAGAGCUUGGCGUGGAAACCCUGGCCCAGACGGAGCAGCUGCCCCUGGGCGUCUUUCUGGCCAUCCAGCCUCACCAUGUCAAAGAAGGGCGCAGGCAGCCGGGCCAAGGGGGACAAAGCAGAGGCACUCGCCGCAUUGCAGGCUGCCAACGAGGAGCUGCGUGCCAAGCUCACGGAUAUCCAGAUUGAGCUGCAGCAGGAGAAAAGCAAGGUCAGCAAAGUGGAGCGGGAGAAGAGCCAGGAGCUGAAGCAGGUGCGUGAACACGAGCAACGCAAACACGCGGUCCUGGUCACCGAGCUCAAGACCAAGCUGCACGAGGAGAAGAUGAAGGAGCUGCAGGCGGUGAGGGAGGCACUGUUGCGGCAGCAUGAAGCCGAGCUGCUGAGAGUCAUCAAGAUUAAGGACAAUGAGAACCAGAGGCUGCAGGCGCUGCUCAACACCCUACGGGAUGGUGCGCCCGACAAGGUGAAGACCGUGCUCCUGUGUGAGGCUAAGGAGGAGGCCAAGAAGGGGUUUGAGGUGGAGAAGGUCAAGAUGCAGCAAGAGAUCUCAGAGCUCAAGGGGGCCAAAAAGCAGGUGGAGGAGGCCCUGACGAUGGUCAUCCAGGCCGACAAGAUCAAGGCCGCCGAGAUCAGGAGCGUCUACCAUCUGCACCAAGAAGAAAUCGUCCGCAUCAAGAAGGAGUGUGAGCGUGAGAUCCGCAGGCUGAUGGAGGAGAUAAGAUUUAAAGACAGAGCAGUCUUCGUGCUGGAAAGAGAGUUAGGGGUUCAAGCCGGGCAUGCCCAGAGACUGCAGCUCCAGAAAGAGGCUCUAGAUGAGCAGCUUUCCCAGGCCAAAGAGGCUGAGCGGCACCCAGGCAGCCCCAGACGGGAACUUCCUUAUGCAAGCGGUGCAGGAGACGCCUCAGACCACUCAGGAAGCCCUGAACAGCAGUUGGAUGAAAAAGAUGCCAGGCGCUUCCAACUUAAAAUUGCGGAGUUAAGUGCCAUCAUCCGUAAACUAGAAGACCGCAACGCCUUGCUGUCUGAAGAAAGGAAUGAGCUGCUGAAGCGCUUGCGAGAAGCGGAAAGUCAGUACAAGCCGUUGCUGGAUAAAAACAAGCGGCUCACUCGGAAAAAUGAAGACUUGUCUCACACUCUGCGGCGCAUAGAAAGCAAGCUGAAAUUUGUUACGCAGGAGAACAUAGAAAUGAGGCAGAGAGCCGGAAUCAUCCGGAGACCCAGCUCCUUAAAUGACCUUGAUCAAAGUCAAGAUGAGAGAGAGAUCGACUUCCUAAAGCUCCAGAUUGUGGAGCAACAGAACCUCAUUGAUGAGCUUUCCAAGACCCUGGAGACGGCAGGCUAUGUGAAGAGUGUGUUGGAGCGUGAUAAGCUGUUGAGGUACCGGAAGCAAAGAAAGAAAAUGGCGAAGCUCCCCAAGAAGCCAGUUGUUGUGGAGACCUUCUUUGGAUAUGAUGAAGAAGCUUCCCUGGAAUCCGAUGGCUCUUCCAUUUCUUACCAAACUGACAGGACAGACCAGACCCCAUGCACCCCUGAAGAUGACCUGGAAGAGGGUAUGGCCAAGGAAGAGACGGAGCUGAGGUUCCGGCAGCUGACCAUGGAGUACCAGGCGUUGCAGCGAGCCUAUGCCUUGCUGCAGGAACAAGUCGGAGGGACCCUGGAUGCAGAGCGAGAAGUUAAGACCCGUGAGCAGCUGCAAGCAGAAAUCCAGAGAGCACAGACACGGGCGGAGGACCUGGAGAAGGCACUGGCUGAACAGGGGCAGGACAUGAAGUGGAUUGAGGAGAAGCAAGCAUUGUAUCGAAGGAAUCAAGAGCUUGUAGAAAAGAUAAAACAAAUGGAGACAGAGGAGGCCCGGCUGAAACACGAGGUCCAGGAUGCAAAGGACCAGAAUGAGCUGCUGGAAUUCAGGAUCCUGGAGCUUGAGGAGAGGGAGAGGAAGUCACCUGCCAUCAACUUCCACCAUACGCCUUUUGUGGAUGGGAAGAGCCCCCUGCAGGUGUAUUGUGAGGCCGAAGGUGUAACGGACAUCCUGGUCACAGAGCUGAUGAAGAAGCUAGAUAUCCUGGGGGAUAACGCCGUAAGUAAUCUGACCAAUGAGGAGCAAGUUGUUAUCAUUCAAGCCAGGACGGUCCUGACCUUGGCAGAAAAGUGGCUCCAGAGGAUUGAAGAGACAGAGUCAGCGCUCCAGCGGAAAAUGGUAGACCUGGAGAGCGAGAAGGAGCUGUUCAGUAAGCAAAAAGGCUACCUGGAUGAGGAGCUGGAUUACAGGAAGCAAGCGCUGGACCAAGCCCACAAGCACAUCCUGGAGCUGGAAGCCAUGUUGUAUGAUGCCCUGCAGCAGGAAGCCGGGGCCAAAGUGGCUGAGCUGCUGUCAGAAGAAGAGCGUGAGAAGCUCAAAGUGGCCGUGGAACAGUGGAAGCGCCAGGUCAUGAGCGAGCUGCGAGAGCGCGAUGCGCAGAUCCUGAGGGAGCGCAUGGAGCUGCUGCAGAUCGCGCAGCAGAGAAUAAAAGAGUUAGAAGAAAGAAUAGAAACCCAGAAGAGACAAAUAAAGGAGCUGGAAGAAAAGUUUUUAUUUUUGUUCUUGUUUUUCUCCCUAGCUUUCAUUCUCUGGUCAUAGCUGUUCUUGGCACCCUGAGCUGCCCUCUGCAAAGGUGGACCUUUGUCCUCUAACAGGACCAGAGAGCAGCAGGUACCAGAGAAAGCGUGGGAAAUCGGGUCUGGUCUCUGAAGCCUCUGGAGGGUUUGGGCUCUGUUCCCUGCCCUGUGGAGGAUGAGGGCUGAAGCACUGUGAGCUACAGCCACUGUCCACUUGGGGCGAUCCAGGACAAGAACUUAUCUUGCUGACUAGUACUUCUCUAAGAGAGGCCCAGCCUCGGCUACUGGGUCCUGGUGACCUUCAGCCCAGAGAGUAGGCCUCAUCCCAAUCACAGCGAUGUAUAAUGUUCCCUGCCAUGCAGGGGGAGAACUGCUCCUGUGCUGGAGCCCACACUGAACACCCCCCCCCUUGUUCCCAUAGUGACCAUCAGUACUCUUGAAAGAAGAUCUCAGUACUGGCCAGACUUGCCCCUAAUGGCAAGAUGAAGGCUGUGGUCUCAGUGGUGACCUACGAGGGUUCCCUGUGACACCCUGGGUGUCACACUGAAGUCACUCACUGUGGUCUUGAACACUUGCUGAUGAACAGAUCCCAUGCCCAAUCUUGUUCUGUCACAUUGGUGUCUCUGUGAGGACAGAUGAGUUACACCCCCCACCCCCCAACUGGCUUCCUCCAGACACAAAGGCUAGACCUAGCCUGGUCUGCUGGCCAGGAGCACAGUGGGAAGCUCAGAGGAGAGGCCACAGAGUGGAGGCCCCUCCUGGCCUGGAAGACCCUCAGCCGGUGAGCCUGAGAACUGCCCAUGGCAAGGGCAGGUGGUGAUGUCAACUGAAGAUGGCUUUGUCCGGAGCCUGUGUACACAAGGAGCAGGGUCCAGGAGAGAAGGUGAAGAGAAGAUGCACCCAAGGUUCCAGGAACUUCAGAAAGCAGCCACUGUACAAGGGCCUACAG
This is a messenger RNA of Onychomys torridus (southern grasshopper mouse), 3946 nucleotides long. It is a transcript of the gene Jakmip3, whose product is annotated as Janus kinase and microtubule interacting protein 3. Gene Ontology annotation, molecular function: kinase binding; microtubule binding. The record is from RefSeq and is a predicted model, not a curated record. The transcript is spliced from 23 exons. The coding region runs from base 476 to 3019 and encodes 847 amino acids. NCBI's taxonomy places the organism in Eukaryota, Metazoa, Chordata, Mammalia, Rodentia, Cricetidae.